This is a messenger RNA of Akanthomyces muscarius, 315 nucleotides long. RefSeq lists its product as uncharacterized. Lineage: Eukaryota; Fungi; Ascomycota; Sordariomycetes; Hypocreales; Cordycipitaceae. Gene Ontology annotation, biological process: vacuolar proton-transporting V-type ATPase complex assembly. Bases 1 to 315 code for a protein of 104 amino acids. The transcript has 3 exons. Gene Ontology annotation, cellular component: endoplasmic reticulum membrane. The record is from RefSeq and is a predicted model, not a curated record.
AUGGCUACGAGACGAAUCAACGCGUCCGAGAGGACAGUCCUGGAAAAGGAUGAUACAGAAAAUGAAAAGAGCGAUAUUAGCCCUGCAGUGCCACAACACGUCAUUUUCAAGCUGCUAGGCUUCACAUUUGCCAUGAUUGUGGUCCCAAUUGGAUCUUAUUUCCUGACUGUGCAUACCAUCUUCCAAGGCAACUCAUCGUGGGCAGGUGGCUUUGCGGCAUUGUUGGCAAACGUGGUGCUGCUAGGUUAUGUUAUAGUGGCUAUGAAUGAGGAUGACUCGGAGAAUAUCAAGGCCAAGGCUAAGAAGAAUGAAUGA